This is a messenger RNA of Blastocystis hominis, 411 nucleotides long. RefSeq lists its product as hypothetical. Gene Ontology annotation, cellular component: post-mRNA release spliceosomal complex; Prp19 complex; catalytic step 2 spliceosome. The coding region runs from base 1 to 411 and encodes 136 amino acids. NCBI's taxonomy places the organism in Eukaryota, Bigyra, Opalinata, Blastocystidae. The transcript has 3 exons. The record is from RefSeq and is a predicted model, not a curated record.
AUGGCUCAAAAACGGAGCGAAUCAAAAAAAGAAAAGGAAAGAAACCGCGUGUUAAACUAUGGAUGGAACAUUUUCGGUCAGGACGCGAUCUACCGUGGCUAUGAGAAAAGGCUCAAAACACUGCAAACGACUCCCGAGUCAGCUGCGAAAGCGGAAGAAGACUAUGACGGUCUUCUCGAUUAUGGCAGCAAUUCGCAUCUUUCCAAAGAAACGAUCGACCGCUUGGUGGAGGGGCAGAAGAAGCAAGACGAGAAACACAGCCAGUUCAGCAAACGACGCACCUUCUACAACCAGGAAACGGUGGAUUACAUCAACGAGCGAAAUCGGAACUUCAACAAGAAGCUGGGUCGCUACUACGACCGUUUCACCCAGGAUACGCGAGCGAAUCUGGAGCGAGGAACAGGAUUGUGA